AAUUGAAAUCGUUUUUGAGGCUAGUGUAAAGGCGGAUCCCCAGUAUCAUCUCUGAAACUUUUCUUUUCAGCGUUUUGAACGUUUGUUCAUUCGGUUGUGAUAAAUAACAACAAUUAUUUAAGUAAAAGAGUUCCCCGUGUUAGAGUGCCUGUGCUCCUGUCAAGAAGUGCGACAUUAAAAGUAACUUUUGAUACAGUAAGCAGAGGUUUAGACUGAAUAGCUACAAGUUAGCUCGCGGGCUAAGUGGAUAACUGCAUUUUCCCGAAAGCAAAGGCAAAGGAAAUCGAGAAUCUACUAGAAUGGGGGAUAAGGAGCUCAUGUGGGCCUUGAAAAAUGGAGACUUGGAUGAGGUGAAGACUUUGUUGGUGAAGGAUGAAGACGUAAACCGAACUCUGGAGGGCGGGAGGAAGCCGCUGCACUACGCCACUGACUGUGGCCACGCUGAUGUGGUCGAGUUUCUCCUCUCCAGGGGGGCCGACGUCAACGCUGCAGACAAACAUGGCAUCACUCCCCUGCUCUCUGCCACUUAUGAGGGUCAUCUCUCUUGUGUCAAAAUCCUGCUGGAAAAGGGAGCUGACAAGGAGCGGAAAGGGCCAGAUGGCCUCAGUGCCUUCGAAGCGGCCGAGAGCGAAGCAAUCAAGGCUCUCCUCAAGUGAGGUGAGUCCUGUGGAAAGAGGAGAAGGACGGACGGACAAACGGAUGGACAGACAGACGUGGCGAUUACCCUGGACAGACGAGACGGACUGACGCCUCUUCCCCAUCCAUCCCUGCAAAAAAACAAAAACAAAUCCUCUCGUCAUAGCACCACGCAUCUGUGUGAUAGUUGUGUUUGGUUUUCAUGACUUAUAUAUAUUUUUUCUUUUGUUAGGAUGAUUAUUGUUAUUUUUCGGUGGAAGGUCAGGGUGAAUUUUCCUUUUUUCCAACUCUUAGAAUUAGUUAUUCAGUGGAAAGACAAUUAAAGAAAAAGAAAUGCCUCGCUUAAGGACCAAUAGCUGAACAAAUUUCCCAAUUACUCCACAGUCCGCCUUAAGUCCUGAACCCUAAAUCACACCACUGAACUAACAGACUUUUCUUGUUGGUGUGAACAAAAGAGACUAGCACUUAAUGACUGAUUUCAUACCCUAUGAGAAACACCUUCCUAAAUCUGGGCAUGAAAAAACUAUGUGUAUAUAUAUUUUUUUCUACACACAAAGUACUGUAAGGCCACACAGUAACUGAUAUGAUUGUAGGGGUAACAAUAGUCAUUAAAAAAAUAGUGGGUCAGAAUAAAAAAAAAAAAAAAAAAACGGUUGUAAAAUAGGACUGCUUUCAAGCACUGAUUUGUGCAGCUGCCCCUCAUUCUGGCUAUGCUAGAUUGCCCUUACCUGUUUAUGGCCUCUCUAAACUUCGAUAUUCUUUCCUUAUGAGUGGUGGGGAGGUUGUAGGUUGUAUGGGAUCACUGUUUCUGACUAUAUGCCAUCAACGUACCCCUCCAUUCACAUUUAACCACAUAUCACACUAAGACGAGACACAAAUAACAAAUAUUUUCAAUUACUGACAAAUAUACAACCACUUUCCGUCAAAAAUGUUGGUUUGUAUUAAUUCCAAUGUUCAUAAUUGAAUAAAAGGUACAAAAAUAUCAAUGGAAAUUCCUAUUCAUCUCACCCACAACUUUCACAGUAGCUCUUCUGGACACGACAGUUUUUAAGUUGCAAGUGUUUUUCCUUCCUCUGUUUUCUUUUGCUUUUCUUUAAUACCUUGUUACUGCAAUCAUGAUAUAUAGUAGCUCAUUGGUGCACACAUUACUUAACAGGCUUUGGGUUUGGUUUCUCACACUCCGAGUUUGAUUAAGUCUCCUGCUGGCUUAAUGCAUGCCAGAACUGCUUCUGCUGGAAAGCUCUUACAAAAGAUAAAACUACACAAAAAAAAAAAAAAAAGGACAAAAAAGUGGCUGCUUUUCUGGUUUUAAGUUGCUUUCAGAUAGUGGUUAUGCAUUGGAACGCUUUAUAACUGGCAUCAUUGUGAGAACAUGUGGAAUAAA
Messenger RNA from Alosa sapidissima (American shad), 2020 nucleotides. RefSeq names its product myotrophin (gene mtpn). Gene Ontology annotation, biological process: regulation of barbed-end actin filament capping. The record is from RefSeq and is a predicted model, not a curated record. The coding region runs from base 300 to 656 and encodes 118 amino acids. Gene Ontology annotation, molecular function: protein binding. NCBI's taxonomy places the organism in Eukaryota, Metazoa, Chordata, Actinopteri, Clupeiformes, Clupeidae. The transcript is spliced from 4 exons. Gene Ontology annotation, cellular component: nucleus; cytoplasm.